AUGGCAUACCUCACCGGCGCGGCGGGCGCCUUCAUUCCACAGCCCCAUGCCGCCGCCGAGCCCUUCUACAGCCAGGCUGUCUUCCGCACAUUCGACGAUGACCCCUCCAAGAGCGCGACGCCAACAGCCACUGCCUUCAACCCACCUCCGCCUGCGCCUGUGCCUGCGCCUGCACCUGCACCUGCGCCUGCACUCGCGACUCACGGCAGCCAGUCCUCCACACCCCCAUGGCCCCGUCCCAAUGUCGGCCGCAUGUCUCCCAUCAACCCUUCCGAGGUCGAGAUGGCCGAGGGGCUCAUCCAGAUGAGAUCAGGCCUCGUGCCCAUGACUGUAACUCCUCCAGCACACUAUGCUCUUACGCCCGCGCCCGCGCCUGCGCAUCCACAUGAGACACCAAUUGUCAAUGGCCACAAGCCCCUCCUCCCGACAGGCCAAGAAGCGCAUCUGCCCGCAGGUCCGUUGUCGUCAUCAGCUGCAGUACCAGCAUCAGUACCAGGCCCAGGCCCAGCACCAGCGCCUGCUGACCACCAAACCGUGUCAACGUCCUCAGAUGAGCCUGCUGGCCAGCACUCUGAUGACUUCUCCCUCGGCGAUAAUAGUGAUACCACCAUCACCGACCCCCAAGUAGACCGCCCCGAGGAAUUCCUCGCUGUCCCACCACAGGCCGGCCCUGCCUCCAUCCCAGGCCCCGCGCCUUCUCAUGAGAGGCUAUCGACAGCCCCGCCGCAGCCAGCAGUCACGAACGGAUCAGAUCCACAUCGCUUCGAUGACGUCCCAAGGGAAGGGACGACUCUGGCCCCUCCAAUGUUACAACCACCUCCUCCGCCCUCACUAGCACCCAGGUCGCGCACGCAGUCACCAAGAAGCCGCCCGUAUGACCCAUCAGCACCCAUUUCACCAGCGCCAGAACCAACUGUGCAUGGCGAGCGCUGUUGUUGUCGCGCCGUGCCCCAAUCAUUCUUGUCGACGCUAGACGAUGGGAAGCCUACUAACAUCGAGGCCCUGGCGAAGCUGUAUGGUGCGUGCCGGAACGAUUUGUGUCCUUGGCAUCUGAAUCUAUAUGCCCAGCUUAUCACCAGUGCCCUUGAGGCAGCACAUUCAGCAGCCCCUGCGCCUGUCACCCCCCAGCCGACAGCUGAUAGGACGCUGCAGAUGGACCAGCCCACCUUCAGCUUUGAGGAGACGGGCACAGGCACGAGGUGGACAGCUGUCCCUCGGAGGAGACGCGCAACUUCCAUCCCAGGGAUUGAGGAGAUUGAACUUGACUUGCCGCCCAAAAGGCGACGGCUGAGUCUAGAGCAGCAGCCUAUAUCAAAGAUCGAGGCACAGUCGCCUUCGGAAUAUCCAGAGUACUGGCACAGACCACAGCAAUCAUCCAGUGGCUGCCGGCCUCUACCCGAUAGGGCGUAUAACGAAGAGUUCCGCCGCAGGGUUCUCGUCGAGUUAGCGCGCGAAUUUACCGACCUUAAGGAGGAUGACUGGUCUCGUGGUGAAACGACAAACAGAUAUAUUCACGCCAUACUUUCAAAGUGCGAGCAUCCAAACACGGACGUCAGAAAGGGCCCUAUUGAUGUCGGCUUUCUGAAUGCCCAAGAGGCUUCUACGAUAUUAGAGAAAGGUACAGAACGCUUGCCAAUCAUCACUACAGAGCAACAACAGUUCAAAUGGACUGGCAGCGAACGUCCGAUAGCACAACUCUUCAGACGCAUGGAAGAUUUAAGCAGACAGGUCUCCGUGCAAAUACCGUCUCACAACUUUGACCUGCCAUCGUAUGAGACGAAAAGCCUCAGCGCGAUCCGGGAGCGCUUCCUCAGGGGCCAGGUCUCACGAGACCCGUGGAACAUACUCGACCUGAGGAGUCCUCUACCGCCCUCGAUACUGCCAUCUUUUCUGACAGGCGAGAAUUGCCAGCUGCUUCCGCGGAUCCGAGAUGCCUUGUUGGAGGGCCACUGUGCCGAGAGGAUCAAAGCGACCAGAGAGGAGUGGAACGAGUGGACGGAGCUGCUUGAGUGGGUGCUCAUGUCUGAAGGUGGCCACAACACAGCCCCGCAUAUGGACAGUCAUGGCUGGUCGACUUGGAUCACGAUUCAAGAGGGCAACUUUGGGUUUGGGUGGCUUGCGCGGCCAACCGAUGAAGAACAAGAAGAAUGGAUGAAUGAUCCAUUAAACUACACGGGAGGCAACUGGAGGUUCGUCAUCCUCAAGCCGGGCCAGACAGUCUUCUUCCCAUCCGGAACUGUACAUUUUGUGUUCAGGCUACAGGCUGAACAAACCCUUGCGCUGGGCGGGCACCUCUUGCAAUGGACCGCGCUGGAGCGCUGGGUCCAGAUCAUCCUCUGGCAGCUCAAGAACCCAAAUAUCACCAAUGAGGACCUCGGGACGGCGCCGCUAAAGUACAUCCGCAGUGCGAGGAAGCUGGUAGAGCACCGCAUGGCUAACUGGCGUGUCACGACCAUGGGCGGCAUGUCCGCGGUCACUCGGUUCAUGGCCCUUGCAACUGAGGUAGAGAGGUGGUACAGCCAGAAGAAGAAAAAGAAGCGGGCCAGGUGA
This is a messenger RNA of Diaporthe amygdali, 2550 nucleotides long. RefSeq lists its product as uncharacterized. The coding region runs from base 1 to 2550 and encodes 849 amino acids. The record is from RefSeq and is a predicted model, not a curated record. Lineage: Eukaryota; Fungi; Ascomycota; Sordariomycetes; Diaporthales; Diaporthaceae. The transcript has 2 exons.